Messenger RNA from Nezara viridula (southern green stink bug), 1251 nucleotides. The record is from the annotation of a GenBank genome assembly. NCBI's taxonomy places the organism in Eukaryota, Metazoa, Arthropoda, Insecta, Hemiptera, Pentatomidae.
UGGAAAUAUUGUUACUAACUUAGAUGGGUAAAUGCCCGUUCAUUACGAAACAAUUCAAACCAGUAUACUGUAUUUAUUAUAUCUCUCUAAUAAAGUUCUGUUGUUGAUUUAUUUAUUUUUUAAAAUAAUUUAGUGGAUCCCAUGGUUUCAUGAGAUUUUGAAAAGAAAAAUAGUAGCUUUCAUUAAUUUUUAGUGAUUUUAAUUUUCUAUGACAGAUUGUAAACCCUGGCUUCCUUGAUAACUUGUAAGAUCAGUGUCAUGUUGCUAUCUUCACUGUUCGUAUAACUGGUGUUGAAAUCUCCCUAAACAUUAAAGAAUGUGAGCUGGUUCAUUGUAGUAAGUUCUGUAAGAAAUAGUUCCACCAUGUUCAUCGUGGGCCUCACUGGAGGAAUAGGAACAGGUAAAAGUACUGUUUCUCAAAUGAUAAAAGAUUAUGGUAUUCCUGUAUUGGAUGCAGAUUUUUAUGCUAGGAAAGUUGUCGAGCCAGGAAGAAAGGCUUGGAAAAAAAUAAAAAAUGAGUUCGGAAAUACUGUUUUCCACCCUUCUGGGGAAAUAAAUAGAGAAGCUUUAGGUGAAUUGAUAUUUGAAAAUAAGGAGCGCCGAAGAAAAUUGAAUGAAAUAACUCAUCCAGAAAUUUAUAGAGAGAUGGCUUGGGCAGCUAUAAGAUGUUUUUUCCAAGGCCAUCAAUUCAUCGUAAUGGACUUGCCAUUACUUUUCGAAAGUGGUGUCAUGCUGAAUUAUCUUUAUAAAAUUAUUGUUGUUACUUGUGAAGAAGAUCUUCAAGUUGAAAGACUUAUAGAAAGAAAUAGAAUGACUGAAGCUAGAGCAAAGGUUCGAAUAGCUACUCAAAUGCCAUUAGAAAAAAAAGCUGAAGCUGCUAAUUUUGUUAUCGAAAAUUCUGGAAGCCUUGAGGAUACGAGAGAGCAGGUUGCCAGGAUUGUUUCUGUCUUGAAAGCUUCUAAUCACCAUUGGAAACUAAGGAUUAUUGCUGGAUUUUUAUGUUGUGGAUUUGUAUCAUUCAUAUUCUGGGCUGGUUACCGUAUUUAUCUAGGAAGAGCUUUAGCUAGAUAACAUUAGCUCAGUUUUAGAAUAACUAAUUUUAAACGUACGUUUUGUUUCCAUGUUGGAGUAGUAUUCUUAUAAUUAGACAUGAUGAGAGGAGUCAUAUUCCUUUGUCUGUUUUUGUAAUACUGAUUUUUGUUUCUAUUUUCAUAAAUAUAUGGAGCCGCUGCAUUUAUUCUAGUCUUUGUG